Messenger RNA from Stylophora pistillata, 1259 nucleotides. RefSeq lists its product as uncharacterized. NCBI's taxonomy places the organism in Eukaryota, Metazoa, Cnidaria, Anthozoa, Scleractinia, Pocilloporidae. Gene Ontology annotation, molecular function: mRNA 3'-UTR AU-rich region binding; quinone reductase (NADPH) activity; NADPH binding. The record is from RefSeq and is a predicted model, not a curated record. Gene Ontology annotation, cellular component: cytosol.
UUGCCCCGCUCGUCGCCCGUGGUGCAGUAACUCCGGAUCCCCUGCAUCUGGGCAUGCCUUGCUUGGGAAAGGAACGGUUAAAAGAGUAUAGCGUUAGGCGAGAACUGUAAGAAGGACAAACCCAGCGUUAUGAAGGCCAUUAAGAUCAACGAAACAGGAGGUUUGAGGAUGUACUCAUUCCAGAACCCCAGCACGGCCUUGAUUAAGAAUCAUACAAGUGGUGUUAAUUAUCUUGACGUGUAUCUUCGUGAAGGAGUUUUUCCUUUACCAGGCAUUCCAGCAGUCCUUGGAGUAGAGGGUGCAGGAGUUGUAGAAAAGCUGGGAUCUGGUUCGGAUGGUGUGGCUGUGGGUGAUCGUGUGGCUUAUUUUCAUCUUGGUUCAGGAAGUUUUGCAGAAUACAGUACUGUUCCAGUGGAUAAACUUGUCAAAGUGCCAUCAAACAUUACUUUUGAACAAGCAGCGACAACCAUGAUCCAGGGUAUCACUGCUCAUUACUUGGUUCACUCUGUAUACCAUGUGGGACUUGGUACCAAGGUGUUGGUCCAUGCAGCUGCUGGUGGGACUGGGUCCCUGAUAUGUCAAGUUGCUAAAAAUGCAGGAGCUUAUGUCAUUGGCACAACAAGCACAGAAGAGAAAGCCGUUAAGGCAAAGGCUUGUGGAGCCGAUGAGGUCAUUCUGUACUCUAAUCAAGACUUUGUCCAGGAAGUCAACAGGAUCACAGGAGGAGCUGGAGUCAAUGUCAUUUAUGAUGGGGUUGGAAAGACAACUUUUUACAAAGGUUUUAACUGCCUGGCAACACGAGGUACCAUGGUCCUUUUCGGUGGUGCAUCUGGUUACCCAGACUCCAUGGAGCUCAAUCUUGUUUCAUCUGGGUCACACAGUCUCGUUCUUCCAAGGUUAUUUGACUACAUAGCAACGCCCGAGGAUUUGUCUGGGAGAGCCAAUGCUGUUUUUGAUUGGAUCACACAAGGAAAGAUUAAAAUGGAUACUUUUACUGUGUUUAUGCUUUCAGAAGCAAAGAAAGCUUUUGAAAUGCUUGAAGGCAAGAAGACAACUGGAAAACUCUUGCUUAAACCUUGAAACUGUCAUCGAAACUUUGUGUUCUGAUCGUUACUAGCAAGCUAUUGAUGUGAAUAGAGCCAGCUGGUAAUGUGUUUUUUCAAAUUGAUUCUAGCACAUUGAUAUUAAGAUAUUUUGUGAUACUCAUAAAUCGACAGCAUCUCUCAUACAGAAAUAAAUCAUUGUGUAUACCAUUUAAA